Molecule: messenger RNA, 441 nt
Organism: Linum tenue
Lineage: Eukaryota; Viridiplantae; Streptophyta; Magnoliopsida; Malpighiales; Linaceae
Source: the annotation of a GenBank genome assembly
AUGAACAUCAUCUUGGUGGUACUUUUUCUCUUGUCCACUCUAGUUGUGUUCAUCGAGUCACAUAAUCCAAUUAAUCCAGUAAAAGCAAAAACGUGGGUGGUGAUCACUAAUGAGCUAGAAGGAGGACGGGAACUGAAGAUUCAUUGCAAGUCUGGAAAUGACGACCUCGGCUUCCACGUGCUCAGGCAACACGAUUGGUUCCAGUGGCAUUUCCGACCAAAUUACUUUGAUAACACACUCUUCUUUUGCGCCAUGGAUUGGGGAGAAGGGGGAAUUCAUUGGUUUGAUAUUUACGUUCAGCAUAGAGAUUACGACAGAUGCAAACAUUGUCAUUGGUUCGUCAAAAAGGGAGGCCCGUGUUUAUCUCUGAGUGAUCAUCAAGCUUGUUAUCAUUGGAACCCACAGGGGAUGAUGCUAAGGGAAUCAGAAAGUUUUGAUUGA